This is a messenger RNA of Phytomonas sp. Hart1, 613 nucleotides long. The record is from the annotation of a GenBank genome assembly. Lineage: Eukaryota; Euglenozoa; Kinetoplastea; Trypanosomatida; Trypanosomatidae.
GACAAAGCGAUCGAGCCGUCAAGAACGUCUCGGGGCCGCACAUUCCAAGAUCCUACUCUCCUCGAUGACGGCUCCAAUUGUCGUAGCUGAGCAGCUGCUUGCCCUGUGCGUUGAGCGGAUGCGCGAUGGUCUGCAGGUGACCUUGGAGGAUGCCUUGCCGGAAAGUGAACUGGGCCUUGGGGCGCCCACGGCGGACAUCCCUGACACCCUAAGGCAACGCCUGGAGUGGGAGCAGGGAGUUGAGCAGCGGCGGGUGGGGGCCAUCGCCGCCGCGGUACAGCAGAGCUUUCAGCAGCUCAAAGCAGCGGUUGUCGAACUGGGUGGUGGGGUCAACAUGGGUGGGGAAAUUGUGGAUGUCCCGGUGGCAGAGCUGGACCGUUUGAUUAGCCAGGUCUCUUCGGAGAGCGGCAGGCUUGGAAAGCGGAUGGUGGAGUGCUAUGGAGAGGCGGAGCAGUUAGCAACAGGGAUUGAGGAAGAAAUACUGAACAUUAAGGUGCCAUCCUCGAAACAAAGUUAAGAGGUUGGAGGCGGAUAUCUUCUCCAUUCCUUGCCCCCCUCUAAAAAAAAAAGAUGAAACUUUUGGUUAAAUUCUGUGGAUGGACUCAUUUUGUAA